AUGUACUUCAUCACGUCUGCUCUCGCGACCAAUCUCCCUUCGCUCUCCUCCUCCACCAUCCAGCUGCUCGGCAGUCAGAGCGUGGGCCUGACGGAGGCUCAGAUAAGCUCCGCCUCCGCUGAUGUUAUCAAGGGCGCGCUGUCGACUCUCAGCGCCGUCGAAGGCUGGAAUCAGGGCCAAGCUAACGCAGUUAUACAGACUCUCAUUCAGUCCGACUUUCCAAUCAACACCGGCUCUUCUCUGCUGUCUCUCGGGACGCUCGUCAAGGGCGUUCCAGCGGAAACCAUCUCCAGCAUUGAAUCCUCAGAGCUCCUGGCCAUAUCCAGCAAUCCCACGUUCAUCAGCAACAUCCUCUCAGCGCCAGAAAUCCUGCAGCUGGUUUACGUCAUGAAGAUCGCAUCCAUAGAUGAAACUAAAGUCAUCGAGAACGUUCCGGAUGCAUUGGCUGGCUCCAUCCCGCGCCUCUUGUUGAUCCCUCAGGAGUCUGUGAACGUCACCCUCAUCAACCUCAAGCUCUGGAAACAGGAGCAGGCCGUGAUGCUGUUUGGCUCCGUGGCGAGUGUCAGUAAGGACACAGAGGAGCUGUCUGAGUCACUGCUGCAGGGCUUCACCUGCACGUCGGUCCGGACGCUCGCCGAGCCCAAGGUCAAGCAGCUGGUGAAAGCCUGCAGACAUCGGCCGGGACGCCAGAAGGUCCAGCUGAAAGAGAGCCAGCUGGUGUGCAUGUACAACUACAUGAAAGAGGAGGCUUCGCCACGCUUCACAGAUUUACCUUCAGACAUGCUGCUUUACUACAACUAUGAGAAGGUGGAAGAGACGAACUGCCGCUCGUAUUUCAGUGCCGUGGGUACAGCAGAUUAUUCUGUUCUUUCCAGCGUCCUUGACAAACAGAAGACUUUGUUCAAGAAUGCACAGAGCUGUCUGGGUAUUUCGGGUCAAAGGCUAAGCAAGGAUCACGUGGAGGUUCUGGGUAACCUGACCUGCACACUCGACCCCGUCUACAUUCAAAACUCUGAUCCAGCCAUCAUUGAGAGCCUGAAGAACUGCCACGAUCUGUCCGACGCUCAGAUCAGCGCUGUGCAAUCGCUGCUGCUCUCAGGAGAAACUGUCUAUGGGAGCUCUUCUGCUUGGGAUCAGCAGACGCUGGAGCGCCUCGACCUCAUGCCGCUGUACUUCACUGACGACUUCUGGAGCCGCUUCAGCGCUCCUGUGAAGAGGAAGUACAUGAAGGUGUUCAUGCCGUUUCUGAGGACGAGAAACACGGAGAAGCCGAAACUAAAGAAACUCUUUAGAAACUGCAACGCGGAGUUAGACGCUCGAAGCCGAAUCGGACGCUCUACAGACUGCACCGCGGGCAACAUCACCGAAGCCACGAUCGCAGACGCCUCGUUCCCCUUCGGCUACACCGCGGCCCAGUUUGACGCCUGUCUGGCCGUGAGGGUCCUCAGAGAUAACCUGGCGGCGGUCACGGAGAAAGUGGACGACAACGAUUACCAGAGAAUCAUUCUGAGCAAGCUGAAGCAGGUGUAUCCCGCCGGUCUGUCCGACAGCGUGCUGCAGCUGCUCUCCUCUGUUUCACGACAGGCCACGGUGGAGGAGAUCAGGACCUGGAACAUCACCACCAUCGACGCGCUGACAGCACUGAUGGACCAAAACAAUGGAGAAUGGGUCAAAGACAAGAGUAAGGAGGUGAUCCUCAGGUAUCUGAGUAUGGCCGGUCACACUUUAGGCACUAAUGAGCUGAACGUCAUCGGCUCCAACAUCUGCGCACUGAACAUCUCAACACUUCAGAGCAUUACAGCAAGAGACCUGAGCAAUGCAGAAGUUCUGGAUCUGUCCCCGUGUUCAUAUGAGCAGAAAUCAGUUCUGUACAGCACUGCCAACUCCUCGUUCAGAGCUCAACGCAGCAACGGCCCUAUUUACUUCCAUCUCAUCAGCCCAUACCUCGGUGGCGCUCCGGUUGAGGACGUGAGGGCUUUGGCCUCUUCUAACAUCACUAUGGACAUCAGCACCUUCAGAAGCCUCAGCAUACCUGUUGUGACGGGUCUGAGCGUGUCUGAUGUGCGCGCUCUCAUGGGUUCGGCUGUGGCCGAUCUGAAGGUGUUUGAGAAGGACUCUGUGGUUCAGGCCUGGAUCGCCUCACAGCCACAGUCUCAGUUAGACACACUGAACGUGGGUCUGCAAGGAGGCCGAGCCGAUUCCAGCACAUCCGCACCUGUCACCGCCCAAAACAACAGCACCGCUAACGGCACCGGCACUGUCACCGGCACCGGCACGCAGUCAACGGCUCCCGGCCAAUCAGCUGCAGCAACAGUCACUGUACAAGGAUCUGCAACAGCUCUUCAUCUCGGUCCAGGCCUGUGGCUCGUCGCGUCCUGCGUGUGGCUUCUGACCUUCACAUGAUACGAUACCUGAGCCACCAUGAUCAAAAAUCAUCAUCAGAAAUCAGUCAGAUUGACACAAGUGCUCCAUUAGAUCAAUAUCACUAAUCAAUAAUGAAAUAUUAGAAAUGAAUGAGAGCAAUAUUAGAUCAAUUCAUAUCAGUACUUAUUAGUUGAUUUUUGUCU
Sinocyclocheilus anshuiensis is the source of this 2567-nucleotide messenger RNA. Its product is annotated as mesothelin-like protein. The record is from RefSeq and is a predicted model, not a curated record. The transcript has 18 exons. Gene Ontology annotation, biological process: cell-matrix adhesion. Bases 1 to 2403 code for a protein of 800 amino acids. Gene Ontology annotation, cellular component: cell surface. Lineage: Eukaryota; Metazoa; Chordata; Actinopteri; Cypriniformes; Cyprinidae.